Molecule: messenger RNA, 623 nt
Organism: Paramecium pentaurelia
Lineage: Eukaryota; Ciliophora; Oligohymenophorea; Peniculida; Parameciidae
Source: the annotation of a GenBank genome assembly
AUGGGAUGUGUUAAUUCUAGAAGUGUUGAAACUUAACAAAGGAAAUUCAAAUUAGUUAUUGUAGGAUUAGAAGGUAGCGGUAAAACAACUGUAUUUGAAUACAUCAGAUAAAGAAAAUUUGUGUAGACUAAACCAACAGUUGGUUAGGAAUUAUAAUUAUAAAUAGGUGUAAAUGUUGAUUUUAGCCAUCCCGAAUUCAUGAUUUUUGAUGUUGGAGGAAAAGUACCAAAUUUAUGGAGUAAUUAUUAUGAAAACACAGAUGGCCUGAUAUUUAUAAUUGAUUCUUCAAAUAAAGAGUAGUUAUAUUAAGUCAAAGAGCAAUUGGUAAAGCUGAAUAAAGACUUAGAAUACAUGAAUGUAUUGCUAAUUAAAUGAUAUAGGUAGUAAUUCUGAUCAUGUUUACAAAGCAAGAUUUAUUACAUCUUGAUAAUUAAGUCUUAAUCUAAGAAUGUGGAGUAGUUGGAUAUUUAGAAUAAGAUACUGUAUUCUAAAUGUGUAGUGCCAAAACGGGUGAAGGUGUUCAAGAAGGGAUUUAAAAAUUAAUAAACAUAAUUAAAAAAUAAUAAAAGCUAAACAUUCCAUUACACACCAUUAAAUAACAUUAAAGAAAGAUAGCAGUAUGA